GCGGAAAGGCCUGGCCCCUGUCAGGUGACCGCCGGCUGGCGUGGUCACGUGACAACGGCGGGCGGGUGGCUGGAGUUAGAGUUGAUGUAGGAACGAGACGGCUGCUAUGGACGCUGCUGGAGGGAGGCGUGGAGGGUGCCCGGGCUCCCCUCGCCGGGCUGGGGCUCUGCUGUGGGGCUGGGCCCUGCUGGGCUGCGCCUGGUGCCCUCGCCCCCCGGGGGCCGCUGCCGCUCCUUUCCUAGCCGGCUACGCGCUGGACGAUUCGGUCGGGCUGGGCCGUGAGUUCGACGGCAUCGGGGCCGUGAGCGGCGGAGGGGCCACCUCUCGACUUCUGGUGAAUUACCCAGAGCCUUAUCGCUCUCAGAUUUUAGAUUAUCUGUUUAUGCCAAAUUUUGGUGCCUCUUUGCAUAUUCUCAAAUUAGAGAUCGGUGGUGAUGGACAGUCAACAGAUGGUACUGAACCCUCCCACAUGCACUAUGAAAAUGAUGAGAAUUAUUUCCGGGGCUAUGAGUGGUGGCUAAUGAAAGAAGCUAAAAAGAGAAACCCCAACAUUAAAUUGAUUGGGUUACCUUGGGCAUUUCCUGGAUGGAUAGGGAGGGGUCAGAACUGGCCCUAUAAUCAUGUGGAUGUCACUGUUCACUAUAUUGUUUCCUGGAUUCUAGGCGCCAAGCAGUAUCACAAUUUGGACAUUGAUUAUAUUGGGGUGUGGAAUGAAAGGUCAUUUAGUAGCAAAUAUAUCAAGCUCUUAAGGUACACCUUGGAUAAACGAAGUCUGCAGCAGGUGAGGAUUGUAGCCAGUGAUAACCUGUGGGAGCCAAUUUCCUUUUUCAUGAUGAUCGACUCUGAGCUCCAUCAAGUGGUCGAUAUCAUAGGGGCUCAUUACCCUGGAACAAAAACAGUGGAUAAUGCCUUAGCAACUCAGAAGAAACUAUGGGCUUCAGAAGAUUAUAGCACUUUCAAUGAUGAAGUGGGUGCAGGCUGCUGGGCUCGGAUCCUGAACCAGAACUAUGUGAAUGGAAAUAUGACCUCCACUAUUGCUUGGAAUUUGGUGGCUAGUUAUUAUGACGAUUUGCCCUUUGGUCGGAAUGGAUUAAUGACAGCGCAAGAGCCAUGGAGUGGCUAUUAUGCAGUGGAAGCUCCCAUCUGGAUCACAGCACACACAACCCAGUUUACCUACCCUGGCUGGCACUACCUGCAGGUGGAUGGACAUUUAGAAGGCGGUGGCAGCUAUGUAGCUCUGACUGAUGGCCUAGGCAACCUUACUAUCAUCAUUGAAACUAUGACUUAUUUGCACUCUCAGUGUAUCAGGCCUCCACUGUUUCCCUUCAUUGUGUCCCCUCAGAAAGCAACUUUCUACCUCAAAGGAUCCUUUCAUGAAGUGAAAACCUUGCAAAUGUGGUAUACUAAGCUUGGCUUCAAAUCUGCAAAUUCCACCUUAUUCCAUCCUCUUCCUCCUGUAAAGGUAUAUGAAGGUAUGUUCAGCUUAAAUCUGGAUGUGGAUGAAGUCUACACGUUAACUACCCUCAUGAGAGGCUGGAAAGGCACUUACCCAGAUCCUCCCCAGUCCAAGCCUUUUCCUUCAAAUUACAAGGAUGAUUUCAACAUUCGUAAUCCGCCCUUUAGUGAAGCUCCAAAUUUUGCUGAUCAGACUGGGGUAUUCGAGUACUUCGUCAACACUUCUGAUCCAGGGGACCACAUUUUCACACUCCGUCAGGUGGUGGUUCAGCGACCCAUCACUUGGGCUUCUGAUGCAGACCAGGCCAUCAGCAUUAUAGGAGACUUUAAAUGGGUAAAUGUGACAAUAACUUGUGAUGUGUACAUAGAGCGCCCGGUCAAUGGUGGUGUGUUCAUUGCAGGAAGAGUAAACAAUGGUGGGAUAUAUGUUCGACGUAGCAAAGGACUCUUCUUCUGGGUGUUUGCAGAUGGCACCUACCGGGUCACUGGUGAUCUCUCUGGAGAGGAAGUCCUGAUGAAAGGAAUGUCUGGUGUACGAGCCAGAGCAUGGCACACGCUCACUCUGAACCUCAGGGGUUCUUCGGCCUCAGGAUCGCUCAAUGGUUAUCCUCUCUGGGAGAAUGUCACCAUAUCUGAGACAAGUCAUGGCUGGGCGGCUAUUGGAACACGCUCCUUUGAAUUCGCGCAGUUUGACAAUUUUCACGUUGAGGCCAGCUGAGGUUGCUGGCAUACUAGGACAAGCCAGUUAUUUUAUUACUACUUUGAAUCUGAGCCAGUUCAAACUUGGGAGAUAACUCGUAAAUACUAUUUUGAGGUUGAUCUGUAGGCCAGGGUUCUAAAUUCCUCCCUUAUUUAUUACGAUUUGUUAGAAAUUUACUUGAGUAGGUAGGUGUACGCAUGCCUGUGACUUAAUCAAAAGGAUGCUCUGGGAUUUUGCCCUUUAAUUUCUAGAGAUAAGUUUUUGUUUAAGUUAGAGAUGGCAAACAGGAGCCAUGGAUUGAAACUCUCUUGAAUAUUUGGAAUCAGAACGAUGUUUGCCUUUUUUCCCCCUGCCCGUAGUCUGAGGCUAGGGAAUACACAACUGCAAGUGCAUUUGAAUUACUUCUCCCAGUUAUAAAUGAGACCUGCAAUACCAGCCUUUAGAUAUAUAUGUUUUGGGGCUGUAAUCUGUACAUUGGAGUACAAACACAGCUUAUGGUUGAUCUGGCCAUUUAGGAAGUGCCUUAUUUUUAAACUAUCUCUCUCAUUAAUGACAGGGUAGCAAGUGAGGUUUUUGUAAUACAAUCAGCUGUUGAUAUCCCCACUCCUUUCUGUGCACCAUCUUGGUGGCUUUUCCAGGAGGGAGGGGAAAGAUGCGUCUCUUAAUUUGGUGAGGUGCUUAGAUAAAAUGGUCAUGAUCUCUUGAAGUACAGAUGAGCAGAUUUCCUUUUGAGUUGACACCCAAGACAGCUGUGUCACUCAGCUACUGAAUGGUCUGAUAAGUAAAGACCCCAUUCUGAGAUGCAGAAAUUAUCUUUCAUUGGAUGUUGGUAACUGUAAACUUUUCCAUUCAUGUCAGGGCAGGACUCCAAAGUAGCUAAUAUGUGAAAGAUGUGCUGCUUUUCCUAAAAGGUUUGUCAAGCAUCUUCCACUUAUGAUACAGGACUCUAUCCUAAAACAAAGAAUAAAUUAAGUAUAAUUACACAUUAUAAAUCCUCAGGGGGAAAAAACCCUCUCUACUUUGCUGUCAUUCCAAGUCACUGCAACAGCUGCAGAGUUAAUUUAUUAUUGAAUGUAUAAGAGAGUCUUGAAGUACAGAGUGAGACUCUCUCAUAUAUUGCUACUCUACGUUCUGGAAACUCCUGCAUUUUUCUUCCUUCUUUUGUUCAUGUUCUGUGCGGCUCAACUUGGUAGUUCAGCGAGAUGUCAUCUUGUCAUGCUAGGAGGGAAAACUUUCCAUACCUCCUAAUUGAUUAAUGCUUACCAUAUUUCACUGUUUUAAUUGAGGAAAUCCAGUGAGACAAGAAUCUAACUCCAGAGUUGAUAACACACUUGAAACCUGGGCAAGGACCUAUUUAUGAGGCCAUCUUCUGUCUUAAGAGACUGCCCCAAAGGAUCUCUAAACAUACUGAGCACAGUUCGGAUCCACUUUUAUUAGAAAA
Messenger RNA from Chelonia mydas (Green sea turtle), 3596 nucleotides. It is a transcript of the gene GALC, whose product is annotated as galactosylceramidase. Gene Ontology annotation, molecular function: galactosylceramidase activity. Lineage: Eukaryota; Metazoa; Chordata; Testudines; Cheloniidae. Gene Ontology annotation, cellular component: lysosome. The transcript has 17 exons. The record is from RefSeq and is a predicted model, not a curated record. Gene Ontology annotation, biological process: galactosylceramide catabolic process. The coding region runs from base 107 to 2173 and encodes 688 amino acids.